CAGCCGGCCAACAAGACUCUCCGCACCAAGAAGACGCUCGCCAAGAAGCUGAAGCAGAACCGUCCCAUCCCGCAGUGGAUUCGCAUGCGCACUAACAACCGGAUUCGGUACAACGCGAAGCGCCGCCACUGGCGCCGCACAAAGAUUGGCCUGUAG
Messenger RNA from Emiliania huxleyi CCMP1516, 156 nucleotides. RefSeq lists its product as hypothetical. Gene Ontology annotation, molecular function: structural constituent of ribosome. Gene Ontology annotation, biological process: translation. The transcript has 2 exons. NCBI's taxonomy places the organism in Eukaryota, Haptophyta, Isochrysidales, Noelaerhabdaceae. The annotation marks the transcript as partial. The record is from RefSeq and is a predicted model, not a curated record. Gene Ontology annotation, cellular component: cytosolic large ribosomal subunit; ribosome.